Molecule: messenger RNA, 5005 nt
Organism: Blepharisma stoltei
Lineage: Eukaryota; Ciliophora; Heterotrichea; Heterotrichida; Blepharismidae
Source: the annotation of a GenBank genome assembly
AUGAAAUUAAGAACUCCACUUUCCUCAAAGUCAUCUUCAAUUAAACAUUCACCAAAGCCAUCCCAAGAUUUGCAGCUAUUGCAAGAGUUUAUGAGAUUUAGCCCGAAGGCCACAACAAAAGAUUCACUUAUAAAGCCAAACAAAAAAUUAAAUCGUUUGAAUUCAGAUGGGAACAUUCCUGACAUCUAUACUUCAUCUCAGGCAGCAAAUAAAAUACUUUGUCUAGAUCGAGCAAAAACCUCUCGAAACUUAAGCUCAUAUCAAAGUAUAUCAUAUUUGCCUGAAAAAAUCUCGAAACCUAUUCCAAGACAAAAAACAAUAUUACUCGACACUUUAGGAUUUACCCCAGAGAAGCCUGAACAUAGACUUCCUUUAAAUCUAAAGCAGCUUGGAAAAUAUUCACAAAAAGGAAGCAUGCCCAGCAGUGGAUGCUGCUCUCCUACAUCAGAUCUAAAAAGGUUUGAAUCUGAAAAUUAUGAUUUUGGGUUGCCUGCAAGCAGAAAAGAUGCUGAACUGCUUGUAGAAUGGGUUGAUGUCAUGCUUUCUAAAGCACUACAAGAGCAGAAUGAUGACCCUGACAAGCUAUUUGAAAGUACUCAUAUGAUUUAUUCAACCUGUCUUAAUGAAAUAAUCCGACAAGUAAGUGUUCAAUGCAAAGAAAGAGGGAUGCUCAUGGGAAAGGUCUGAAACGCCUAUCAAGCUUUAUUUGAAAAAGCCCUCAGCAUCAGCAAAUCAAAACUUGAAUUGGUAGAAGAGCGGUAUAUUAAUGACAGGAACCGCAUUCACAGAAUGUAUGGCGAGCAAGUAAACGAGCUUGAAGAAAAGGUCAAAACUUUAAGCGAAUCAGUCCAGCCACUAAUGGAAGAGCUUGCAGCUAAAGAAGAAAUUAUAAGAACUAAAAACUUAAAAGAAGAAAAAAUCGGACAAAGGGUCGAAAUUAUCCAAGAUCAUUAUAAAGAAAUCAAAAAAGAAGUGCUGAUUCUUAGAGAAGAAAAUAGAGUCUUAAAAGCAAAAAUCGAGAACACUGAGGUAGUUUAUGAAGAGGACACAAAUGGAAACUUGAGAAGGAGGAAAAAGACACAAAAAAAAAUUAAACCUAAAAAUGAGCAAGAUAUUGAAAAUGUUUUAAAAAGCGACCCUGUGCUGGAAAAUAUACAGGAGGUAAAUAUAAAUGAAAAUAUAGAAGCAUUGUCAAAGAAAAUUAAGAUUAAUGAAAAAUGCGAAAGAGAUAUGUUCCAGCAAGAUGAUUUUAAAGAUGCAGAAACUGAGAUGCCAAGAGUUGAUUAUGCAGAUAAAGAAAUAAUGACUGAUGUGCAAGAUCUUUGUGGUGAUAGCAUCGGAAUUAAGAAAAGAAGAGCUAAACCGUCUCAGACACUUGCAGUAGAUGGGGUCAGCAAAAGAGAUGACGAUGUCGAAAUGUUUUUCAAUCAAAUUGCAAAAGAAGAAGACGAUGUCCUCAUUGUUGUUGGAAAAGAUGACGACCCUGAAGUCCACGAAAUGAAGAAAAAGCAUAAUCAUAUUAAAAAGCUUGUCUAUACUUUACGAGAAGAAAUCUUUGAAGAAAUGAAUUUCGAAGACAUGCCCCACUCAAAGCUUUUAAACUUGCUAUAUAAAAGCUUCAACCAAGCACUAAAAGUCCUUUCAAACCAUCCUUUAGAGUCUCUACCAGACACCAUCAAAGAAAGUGAGGAAAUCACAGAUGAAGAAGCCAACUUCAAAAGAAAGCAAAGACUUUUAGAAACAAUUAUAUAUGUAGAAGACGAAAAGAAAGUUAUCAGAGACACUGCAAGAGAAGCCCUAGCUACAAUAAAACGAGUUAUCGCGACUCCAGUCCAUAAACUCAAAAAUGUCAUGUUCAAAAAAAUGCUACUUAAAUUAAUCACACAAUUUUAUGAAGACAAGUAUUGGUUGAGCCUCCUUUUGACUGGGGCUAUACUGACGUCGGAGGGAGUUUUUUUUUUUACCAAUAUUUGUUGAUAAAGCCAAUUCCCAGAUUAAAAAUCCACUGUAUAUUGGAGAUUUGCCAUCUGGGAGCUGGCUUUACAACAAAUGUUGGCAAAACCAACUCCUCGUCCAACGUCAGUAUAGCCCGAGCUAAAAUGAGGCUCGGGCUAUAUAAGGACUCUGAAGAAAAAGAAGAAGAAUUUGGAGUCUAUGUAUUUCAAGCUUUAAUUAAAAAGUUCAUAAUGAAAAAAGCUGCGGAAAACAGAUUUAACCAUUUAUUAUCAAGCUGCAUGAAGUAUAAAUCAAUAAAAAGGGUCAGAGUUUUCGCUAGAUUUAUCGGACUCUAUGAGCCAUAUGAUUCAGAAGACUUGAAAUUUUAUUUAGAGUGCCUCAAUUUCCUCAACAAUUCUCUAUCAGGCAAAAUGGUAUCCAACAAUGAAAGCGCAGAAAGCAUUAAGGUACCGUUUGUGAGGUGCGUUGAGUGUAUAAAACAUUUUGAAAAGCGCAUUCCUAGAGAAGAAAUAAACAAUCUCAAAGAGAAAAUAGAAAAAUUCAAAGAGCAGGAUAAACAGAACAAGAAUGGAGUCAUAGAUGUUGAUACCUUCCUUGAAUUUUUGGUUGAUUUAUAUCAUGCAAAUAAGCAAGACCAUAUGAAUUUUAUGAGAUGUAUAUAUGAAGCUGCAGAUUUAAAUGAAGAUGGCUAUUUGGAAAAAAAAGAGUUUGAAUUAUUACUCACUCCCCCCCCCCCCCCUCCGUGAGCGAACAAAACCAUUAGAAAAAUCCCUAUUUUUUUGGUCAAAAACCCACCCUCCGUGAGCGAACAAAAAAUUUUUUUACAUAUAAUUUUAUAUAUAGUUUAUUAUAUCUAUAUUUAAUACAAAUAAAGAGGAUAAUAUUGAAAAAUAAUUAUUAAGUUUGUUUGAUAUAUUAUUCAAAGGGUUAAAAAAAAAAGAAUACCAUAAGUGAAAAGGUUGAAUUUAACAAUUUUAAAUUUAAGACAAAAAAAUGAAUAGAAGAAAUCGAUUAGAUAAUUAACUUCUUCAUAUUAACUUGAUGGCUGAAAAUCUUUGGAUGAUUAACGCCAUAAGAACCCGUCAACUCAAAUGAUUUUCUGACAAGUUGAGGGCUUACAGCAUCUCACGCCUUUGAAGCAAUGUUUAUCAGUUGCUGGCGAUCAAGAGCUUUGAGGUUUCCAGUUCUUUUCGAUCUUCUUUCAAUCUGCUCUGUUUUGGAAUUUGAUUCUGAAAUCUGUUGUUUUUGAUUUGAAAUUUGCAAUUACCAGUGCGUCAAGUGGUUGCAAAUACUUUGUGCACCCUCCAGGGAUCACAAUUUUGGUUGCAUCUAAAUCUGAAAUUGCAUUAGAAAUCAUGAUAGUUUUAUGACUUCCAGCCUGAUCAUAAAUCAGCAGUUGGUUUUCUCGUCUCAAUAUUGUUCUGAGGUAGUCAUUAAGAAUCUGGUCAGAAAUGUAGCCAGAUUUAUUUGAUUUUAUGAUGACAUUUUCUGGAAUAUUCAGUCUUUCUCUUACAAGGUUCGGGAUCUGGCCAUUUUUCUCUUGAAAAAUGAGCAAAGCAGGCAUUUUUUCUCCAUCAGCUCUAAUCAUAAGCAUAACAGUGAUAAAAUGGUUCAUUUUAGCUGAUUGAACGCCUAGAAUUCGUUGAGUUCCCUUGAAAUCAUAAGUGAACUUGCUUUUUACAUCUCAAUCAAAUCUCGUUUCAUCGAAAUUGUAAAUGUUAGAUGGAACGAAUUGAGGAAGCAAUGACGCUAAAUCAUCUAGGUAUUGCCUGACAAGUUCUGCCUCUUUUUCGAUUGGCUUAAUGCUUGAGGCAUUGAUUUUUCUGAAAGAUAUAAUUAUUUCUGGUCCUAAAUCCUUGCCACCAUUACCUCCACAGCCGAAUCGCGCCAAUCCCAUUUCUGCCGCCAAACUUUUUGCUUUCUCCUCAAUCGUUGAUCUGAGAACCUGAAUACCUUGCUCACGGAUUGCAGUAAACCAAUGAACUAGUUCUUUCUCUAGCUCUGGAAAUUGAGUGAAGCUUUCUAAUUUUAAUUUUUUAUCAGAUUUUACUGAUUUCUUCAACUCAUCAAGCUUAUUCACCCAUUCGGAAAUCGAGCUAAAGGAGUUGACAUGAAACUUUGCAGCAACAUCUCUCAUGCUCAUCUCAUUUUGGUGUUGAAUGUAAAAUUCAGCAAUUUCAACUUUCUGCCAAAUUUUCAAUGUACUUUCUUUUCCCUUUGUACAUUUUUAUUAUGAUUUAUAGAGAAUUUGCUUAUUAUAUUAAAUAAGAAAAAUAUAAAAAAUAUUUUAACUGAAUGCAUAUAUUUAUUACUAAUAGGUUUAUUGAUUAUUAAAUUAUUGAAAAAUUAAGCUGUGUUUUACCUUUAAUCAAAUGGUAUUCUUUUUUUUUUGGGAAAUUCCCUUACUCUCCCCCCAUAAUAUUUUUAAAAUAAUUUUCAACUUAUAAAAAAAUAUUAUUUUACAAUUAAAAAUUUAUAUAUAAUUUUUUUUUUAAAAAAUAAAAAAUUAACCCCCCUCCGUGAGCGAACAAAAAUUUUUUGUUCGCUCACGGAGGGGGGGGGGGGAGUCAGGCAUGUGUCCUGUGUGAAAUUUUCACCUAAAUUGGCAAAGCAGCUAUUUGAUGCCUAUUGUGAAUCGUUCUCAUCAGAUGAGGAUGAAAAUGUCAAAGCAAUUUCCUUUGAAAACUUGUGCGAGUUAAAUACAAAGCAUCAAGUAUUUACAUUAGAAUCAAUGCUAAAGCUAGCUGAGGUGAUAACUCAGCCGGAAGCUGAUGCUAAAUUGAAAGAAGUUCAGCACGAUCUUGAAGACUAUAUAACUGAGAUAUAUUGGAGAUUCAGCGAGUCUACUGUAUAUGAAGACCAUCUUGAAGAAAUACAUCACCUUGUUGAAGCAUUAAGAUAUAAAAUGCGAGUAUAUAGCAAGCCUGAAGGUGUGUGACUUGGGUUCAAGAUUCUGGAAGAAGAAUCUAAAAGGGUUAUAAUAAGCCAGAGACUUAGAGAGUCACUUCCAUUGAUUGGCCAAUGUAUUUUAGAAGAGGAGCUUUAUUAA